GCAUCCUCGAAAGCCCUCACCUCACCCUCCCAAUCCCGCCGCGUUCCAGGGAUGGCCGCCGCCGCCACCGCCACCGCCGUCCCGCCCGCCACGGCCUCCUCCAACCUCCUCUUCACGCCCCCCGCUCCUUCCCCCGUCCAUGGACAGCUCAGGUGCCAUGCCGGCCCCAGCCCCUCGCUCCUCGCGCUGCGCCACCGCGCCGCCCGCGCUGUGCCGGCCAGGGCCCUGUUCGACAAGGUCACGCCCUUCAACUUCGGCGACGGAGACCGCCCUAUCGAGGAGGACGACGGCGACGACCACCCCCGCGAGGAGUGCGGCGUGUUCGGCGUCGUGGGCGACCCGGAGGCGUCGUCGCUCUGCUAUCUCGGCCUGCAGAAGCUGCAGCACCGCGGUGAGGAGGGCGCCGGCAUCUGCGCCGCCGGGGACGACGGCAAGCUCAAGUCCGUGACGGGCCUGGGUCUCGUCAGCGACGUCUUCAGGGACCCGGCGCACCUCAAGAGCCUCCCCGGGCAGGCCGCCAUCGGCCACGUCCGCUACUCCACCUCCGGCGGCAACGCCCAGCUGUGCAACGUGCAGCCGUUCCUCGCCGGCUACCGGUUCGGGCAGCUCGCGGUGGCGCACAACGGCAACCUGGUGAACUACAUGCCGCUGCGCAACAAGCUGGAGGCGCAGGGCUCCAUCUUCAACAACUCGUCGGACACGGAGGUCAUCCUCCACCUCAUCGCCACGUCGCUCUCGCGCCCGCUGCUCGCCCGAAUCUGCGACGCCUGCGAGCGCCUCCAGGGCGCCUACUCGCUGCUCUUCCUCACGGCCGACAAGCUCUUCGCCGUCCGCGACCCGUUCGGCUUCCGCCCGCUGGUCAUGGGCCGCCGCCCCAACGGCGCCGUCGUGUUCGCGUCGGAGACCUGCGCGCUCGACCUCAUCGACGCCGUGUACGAGCGAGAGGUGGAGCCCGGGGAGGUGAUCGUCGUGGACCGCCGGGACAUGUCCGUGUCCUCCGCCUGCCUCGUCCCGCACCGCCCGCGCAAGUCGUGCGUGUUCGAGCACAUCUACUUUGCGCUGCCCAACUCCAUCGUGUUCGGGCACGCCGUCCACGAGCGGCGCACCGCCUACGGCCGCGCGCUCGCCGAGGAGUCCCCCGCCCCAACCGCCGACGUGGUCAUCCCCGUGCCGGACUCUGGCUUCUACGCGGCGCUCGGCUUCGCGCAGGCCUCCGGGCUCGAGUUCCAGCAGGGCCUCAUCCGGUCGCAUUACACCGGCCGCAGCUUCAUCCAGCCGACGCAGGCCAUCCGCGACCUCGCCGUCAAGCUGAAGCUCGCGCCCGUGCGCGGCGUCAUCACGGGCAAGAGCGUGGUGGUCGUGGACGACUCGAUCGUGCGAGGCACCACGUCGAGCAAGAUCGUGCGCCUGCUCCGCGACGCCGGAGCGCGCGAGGUGCACAUGCGCAUCUCCAGCCCCCCGGUCGUCGGCCGAUGCCACUACGGCAUCGACACGCCCGACGAGAAUGAGCUGAUAUCCAACAGGCUGGACAUUGAGGGCGUGCGCAAGAUGAUCGGCUGCGACUCGCUCGGCUUCCUGACGCUGGACAAGCUCCACAGCAUCUACGGCGACGAGGCGGACGAGCUCUGCGACGCCUGCUUCUCGCGGAAAUACCCGGUGGAUCCGCCGGAGAAGGUGCCGGCCAUGGCAUCCGCCGAUGAAGACUGACCAGAAUGUGCAACUAGGGAAGUGCCUCUAUACUCCGCAUGCUCUUCUAUAGGAUUUUGGGCGUGGCGAAUCGUGUCGUGGCAAUUGCAUUCAUCAUCUGAAAUUUUGCAGGUCUUAAGUUUGUAUCCCUGAGCGGCUAGCAUUCCAUGGCCUCUCAAAUUGAGGUUCCGAAACCUUUUUCUUGAGUUAAUCAAUUUAUAUAAGAAAGGUUGACAGCUCAGGCA
Molecule: messenger RNA, 1931 nt
Organism: Hordeum vulgare subsp. vulgare (domesticated barley)
Lineage: Eukaryota; Viridiplantae; Streptophyta; Magnoliopsida; Poales; Poaceae
Product: amidophosphoribosyltransferase, chloroplastic-like
Exons: 1
Coding region: 52-1707 (551 amino acids)
Biological process (GO): purine nucleobase biosynthetic process; purine nucleotide biosynthetic process
Cellular component (GO): cytoplasm
Molecular function (GO): amidophosphoribosyltransferase activity
Source: RefSeq, a predicted model, not a curated record